GGAAUGUCACGAUGACAGUUGUCAAAUUUUGCUAAUAAAAUGGCGUCAGUUUUCAAAUAAUUAUUAUUUUGAAUGUCGAUUGAUAUCGUUGUUGAAUCGUGUGUUUUAGAUUGUCGUUUUUAAUUUAUAAUCGUUAGCAAUGUUGCUGAAGUGUGUGCUAGCUAUUUUUACGAUUGCUAACGCUGUGUCUGGGUCAUCGCGUUCCGCCUCUCAUGGAGAUAGCAAACAUAAUAAGUUAAUCAAAGGAAACUCCCUCAGUGUACACUCUGCAAACAGCAAGUCAUACGGUGUACAAGUGUCUCCGAGCCAUAAUUUCGCCUGUGUCUUUUCUGUUGAAGAAGGAGGAGAUCAGAACAAGAUGUCGUUACAGCGUCUGACCACGCUCAGAGCGAUCAUGUCGAGUCAGCCUCGACCGCUCGCCGCCUACAUCAUACCUACUUGCGAUGCCCAUAAUUCGGAAUACAUAGCUCCAGUGGACGCUCGCCGGGAAUGGAUCUCAGGAUUCACUGGCUCAGCUGGCACCGCGGUGGUGACCCCAAGCGCGGCCCUGCUGUGGACCGACGGCAGAUACUACACGCAAUUCGAACAGGAGGCCGACCUGUCGCUUUGGACGUUGAUGAAGCAAUCGCUGCCUGAAACCCCGACUAUGGAGAAAUGGUUGGUGACCAAUCUGACAGAGGGCUCUGCGGUCGGCGUAGAUCCUCACACCUUCAGCAGAGAGGAGUGGAAUCCGUUGCAGUCAGCGCUAUCGAAACACAACAUGGUCCUCCUACCGGUUGGAUCCAAUCUAGUGGACGAGGCGAGGAAGCAGUGUGGGGAACAUCUACCUCUGCGGCCGUGCAACGACAUUAUCGCGUUACCUCUCAAGUUUACCGGUAAAUGUGCCGGUGAUAAGAUUUCAGAGCUCCGUGCCAAAAUGGAAGAGAAGAAGGCUUCAGCGCUGGUCAUCACUGCUUUAGAUGAAGUUGCUUACACGCUGAACCUCCGCGGCAGCGACAUAGAAUACAACCCGGUGUUCUUCUCGUACCUUAUAAUCACGCCGACCGCCGUGCUCCUGUUUACGGCCAAGGAGUUGACGGCGGCUCUCUGUCUCCAAUUGGCUGAAGAAAAUGUCCAUUUGCAGUGGUACCCGUAUGACAGCGUCGAGGAACAUUUGAAGACUAUGGCUAAAGAGUUAAGUGAGACGGGAUGCAAGCAUUCUAUCUGGCUCUCCAGUGACUCUAGCGAGGCGAUACAUAGAGCCGCUUCGGGUGCGGACAUCUUGGCGACCCCUUUAAACAUAAUAUCUGAAGUAUCUCCCGUCAGUCUCAUGAAGCUUACUAAGAACGAUGUCGAACUACAAGGUUUCCGCGACUGCCACGUCCGCGACGGUAUAGCGGUGGUCCGACUACUGAAGUGGCUGCACGAAGAGAUCGACAGCGGCAAGGAGGUCACAGAGAUACAGGCCGCGGACAAACUGCUCGAGUUCCGCAAGGACGAGGAGCACUUCAUGGGCCCAUCAUUCUCCACCAUCCCCGGGUCUGGGGCCAACGGGGCCAUCAUCCACUACUGCCCCUCUAGGGACGGCGCGCAGAAAGUUAUCGAGAAGGAGGACAUGUUCAUACUCGACUCUGGUGGACAAUACAUGGACGGUACGACGGACAUAACCCGCACCCGCCACCUGUCCCGGGCCCCCACCACGGAGCAGAAGACGGCCUUCACCCGCGUGCUGCAGGGACAGAUCAUGGUCGGCGCCUCGCUGUUCCCGCAAGGGGUCAAGGGUAACGUACUAGACAGUUUCGCCCGCCACGCCCUGUGGGAGGUGGGUCUGGACUACGCGCACGGCACGGGCCACGGCGUGGGACACUUCCUCAACGUGCACGAGGGACCGUGCGGCGUCUCCUGGCGGCCCUACCCGCACGACCCGGGACUCAAACCCGGACAGGUGCUCAGCAACGAGCCUGGCUACUACAAAGUGGGUGCGUUCGGUAUUCGCCACGAGGAUCUGGUGGAAACCAUCCGGGUCACGAAGGAGACUGAGCAUCCCAGGGCUGCAGGGUUACUGGGAGACUUCGACGGUCGCGGCGUCCUCGGGUUCCGUACGCUGACUCUUGUACCGCAUCAGAGGGACUGCAUUGAUCCCUGCUUGAUGUCCGACUUCCAGUUGCAAUACUUGAAUAACUAUCACAAGAGGGUGUUUGACACGCUGGGGCCCAUUCUGAAGGAGAGGCGUCUCCACGACGAGUAUACUUGGCUGCAGAACGAGUGCGCGCCUCUCAUUAGAGGAACAAACUAAUAUAUCGGGUCGGCGACGGGACCGUACAUAAUGUUAUGUAUUACUUAAGAAGUUGUAUACUUUUGCAUAUUAUAUAAAGUACAAUAGCUCAUUAAAUUAUAUAUAACUAAUAUAUAGCAUUUUAAAUA
Molecule: messenger RNA, 2403 nt
Organism: Spodoptera frugiperda (fall armyworm)
Lineage: Eukaryota; Metazoa; Arthropoda; Insecta; Lepidoptera; Noctuidae
Gene: ApepP
Product: xaa-Pro aminopeptidase ApepP
Exons: 20
Coding region: 140-2275 (711 amino acids)
Molecular function (GO): metalloaminopeptidase activity
Source: RefSeq, a predicted model, not a curated record